Molecule: messenger RNA, 883 nt
Organism: Dicrocoelium dendriticum
Lineage: Eukaryota; Metazoa; Platyhelminthes; Trematoda; Plagiorchiida; Dicrocoeliidae
Source: the annotation of a GenBank genome assembly
GCAUCCAUGUCAACAAAAGCAAGACGUCGCCUGAUGAACGAUUUUCGCAAGAUCCAGUUGGAUCCACCUCCGGGCGUCUACGCUGUCCCCUUAGACGACAAUAUUCUCAAGUGGCACGCCGUUAUUUUGGGUGUAGAUGGUACGCCGUUUGAUGACGGCAUUUUCAAAUUGACCAUGGAAUUUACCGAAAGUUACCCCAAUGUCCCGCCUACAGUGCGAUUUGUCUCCAAAAUGUUCCACCCGAAUGUGUAUGCUGAUGGCAGCAUCUGUCUGGACAUAUUACAAAACAUGUGGUCUUCAUCUUACAACAUAGGAGCUAUUCUCACUUCCUUACAAUCCUUAUUGGGCGACCCCAACCCGAAUUCCCCGGCAAACGCCACUGCUGCAGAACUGUUCGAGGAGGACAAGAGGCAGUAUGAGCGCAAAGUGAGAGAAAUAGUGGAAGAAUCGUGGCGAUGUGAUGAUCCGAUUGAGGAAUGCGACUCCUGAUUGAUUUUCUAUUUUCAUGAAUGUGGAACCUCGCUAAUCUCUUCGGCUGAUCCCCACCAUUUGACCUGGCACCCCUGUCCACUUUCAAAUGGGCACUUCCGGCUGUUUGCUCUGCUCCACGAAGAAAUUCCCACGGAGAAUUCUGUCCAUUGAUUUAAUUCUUUGCAAAAUUAGCAUCGAUUAUAUUCAAAAGUUUGUUCACGCAUUACUUUAUUUGUGAAUGAAUUGGGGUCUCAUUGUUUUGCAUUGGGAGCGCCGCACAAUUUGUUUUGUUCAGCGACUUAUCUUACCGUAUGUCGUUUUCAGCGCUAGUUUGACGCGUUGAGCCACUGUGGUCUGUUUUUAUCUUUGUAUUGUCUCAUCUUGUUUCGUCACAUAAACUCUACGCUUGACA